Molecule: messenger RNA, 6460 nt
Organism: Mustela lutreola (European mink)
Lineage: Eukaryota; Metazoa; Chordata; Mammalia; Carnivora; Mustelidae
Gene: XYLB
Product: xylulokinase
Exons: 19
Coding region: 92-1666 (524 amino acids)
Biological process (GO): xylulose metabolic process; D-xylose metabolic process
Cellular component (GO): cytosol
Molecular function (GO): D-xylulokinase activity
Source: RefSeq, a predicted model, not a curated record
AGGGCGGGCCCGGCGUCUCUGGGCGCUGGAGCGCGGCGACACUGCGGCCCCGGGAAGGACGGACGGACGCGCCGCCGGACCGUCCGCGGCCAUGGCCGAGCACGCCGCUCGCCCAUGCUGCCUGGGCUGGGACUUCAGCACGCAGCAGGUGAAAGUUGUUGCUGUUGAUGCAGAGCUGAAUGUGUUCUAUGAGGACAGUGUGAAUUUUGACAAAGACCUUCUAGAAUUUGGGACUCAGGGUGGAGUUCACAUUCACGAGGAUGGACUGACAGUGACCUCUCCAGUCCUGAUGUGGGUCCAGGCUCUGGAUAUCAUCUUGGAGAGGAUGAAGGCUUCAGGCUUCGAUUUCUCUCAAGUCCUCGCCCUGUCUGGGGCAGGCCAGCAACAUGGAAGUGUAUACUGGAAGGCUGGGGCCAGCCGCGUGCUGACAAGCCUGUCACCAGACCUCCUGUUACAUAAGCAGCUGCAGGAGUGUUUCUCCAUCAGGGACAGCCCAGUAUGGAUGGACUCCAGCACCACAGUCCAGUGCCGCCGACUAGAGGCCGCCGUGGGUGGGGCGCAGGCUCUCAGCUGCCUCACCGGCUCCCGAGCCUAUGAGCGUUUUACAGGAAACCAGAUUGCAAAGAUUUACCAGCAGAAUCCUGAGGCCUAUGCACACACAGAGAGAAUUUCUUUGGUUAGUAGUUUCGCUGCUUCUCUGUUCCUUGGGUCUUACGCUCCUAUCGACUACAGUGACGGUUCUGGAAUGAAUUUGUUGCAGAUCCAGGACAAAGUCUGGUCGCAGGUCUGCCUUCGCGCCUGUGCACCUCAUUUAGAGGAGAAGCUUGGCUCACCUGUACCGUCAUGCUCUGUGUUGGGAGCCAUUUCCUCCUACUUUGUCCAGCGCUAUGGAUUUCCUGCAGGAUGCAAAGUGGUGGCCUUCACUGGGGACAACCCUGCAUCGCUGGCAGGCAUGAAGCUGGAGGAAGGUGACAUUGCGGUCAGCCUGGGCACCAGCGACACCCUAUUUCUCUGGCUCCAGGAGCCCAUGCCCGCCCUGGAAGGGCACAUCUUCUGCAACCCGGUUGAUGCCCAGCACUAUAUGGCGCUCCUGUGCUUUAAAAAUGGCUCCCUCAUGAGAGAGAAGAUCCGCGAUGAGUCCGCUUCCUGUUCCUGGAGUGAUUUCUCUGAGGCGCUGCGGUCCACGGAGAUGGGCAACAGCGGGAACCUGGGUUUUUAUUUUGAUGUAAUGGAGAUCACCCCUGAAAUUACUGGGCGCCACCGGUUUAGCGCAGAAAACCGCCAGGUCUCAGCAUUCCCGGGGGCUGUGGAGAUCCGGGCACUGAUCGAAGGGCAGUUCAUGGCCAAGAGGAUCCAUGCUGAGGGCUUGGGUUACCGAGUCAGUAAUGCCCAAGACAAAGAUUCUGGCCACUGGAGGGGCAUCUCACAACAGAGACAUCUUACAGGUGCUUGCAGAUGUGUUUGGCGCCCCAGUAUAUGUCACAGACACUGCCAACUCAGCCUGUGUGGGCUCCGCAUACCGAGCUUUCCAUGGCCUUGCAGCUGGAACAGAUGUGUCCUUUUCAGAGGUGGUGAAGUUAGCCCCAAAUCCCAGAUUAGCUGCUACCCCAACCCCAGGAGCUUCUCAGGUCUACGAGGACCUUCUCCCACAGUACGCCAAGCUUGAGCAGAGAAUCCUGUCCCAGACCCCGGGGCCUCCAGAGUGAAUUCCUCAGGCCCAGGCAUCCCACUUUGAGACGUACGUGCUCCUCCUGGACAGCAGGGAUCCUCUUCCCUGUCCGAAGUGACUCUGCCUACCCGUCUGACUCCUCGUGGUGCUGCCUGGAACUACCUGAAACCCACCUUAGCGCAUCUCCCUGAAUGUAAAUGGGCUGUUUCUGAUUCUGUGCCCUUGUGCCAGGGGCAGGAAAGCCUCUGUCUUCUCCUGCCCUUUAUCUCGGGGGGCAAGAUAAAGCAGUGAGUCUGGGAUAUAUCCAGUAAAAAUUGUGACUUUGCCUCCUUUCAAAUGCAGAAGUAAAGUGAAUACAGGGACCUAAAUUGGGUGAACGGUGGAGACAAAGCUGUCCCCCCAUAUUCCGACCCCAGCAGCCUCUUCCCCAACUCUCACUCUGGCUUCUCCUCCUCAAACUGUAACCCACAGCCACCUGCCCCCUCCGUACUGUGACCCUGCAGUCCAUCCUCCUCCUCCCCACGCCACACUGAUCUCAGCUGCUGCCUCCCUCCUCAUUUCAGAGUCUGAAGGGCUUCGUAGUAGCUUCCUUUCUUGUCUUUCCUUGCUCACCCUGUACCUUCCAUCCUUGUCACCUCCCAGCAUCUGCCCCUUCAUCCUUCGAGAUCUCUCCUCCCUCCCCACGCCCACCUUUUGUAACUCACCGCCUCUUACCCAAAAAGCUUGACAGGCCUAAUGACCAAGCUUUCUGUCCCCCUUCCAUCCACCCUGCCCACUGGCUGCCUUACUCCCCAGAACACCAGACCACUUGCAGGAGCCCUCUCCCAAGUGGUACAGGGUAGCACCUCUCUCCCUCCGUCCCUUCCUUCAGGAAGAAUUGCCCUAAUUCUGGAUUUCUUUGAUUCUGUUUCUGUUUUGUCAUUUAACAUAUUCUCUAUCUUCUGUAUUCCCUAUAAAUUCCUAUAAAUUGGUGAUUGGCUCUUCAACCUCCGUGCUAUUGACCUGGAGCUGGGUAAGUUUUGGUUGUAGGGGCAGCGGGGUCACUGGCCUUGACCCACCAGAUGCCGGUAACACGCCCUCCCCAAGUUGUGACAAUCCAGAAUGUCUCUAGGCAUUGCCACGUUCCCUCCUGGUGGGGAUAGGAAGACAAAAUGGCCCCUAGUUGAUAACCACUGACCUGGAGGCUUGAUCUGAUGCACAUGUGAUUAUUUCCCUGUUUAUGUCAGACAGCUUCCCAAGAUGGUGGUGUGUUCUUCCAUCAGGAGGCACAUGUGUCUGGUGUUCUCUCAUUUGAGGGAUGUUCAUGCCUAGCUCCAUUAAUUCACUAGGGAUACAGUCUUGUUAUUCCUCUUCAUUUACCCGGGAUUCUUCUAUGUGACAGACAUUUCCUAUCGACUUACCCAAAAGAGCUAGGAGAGGCUUGUCCUCUGUUCACCAGUUUUCAAAAUAAUGGGUUGAUUCCCAAGCAUCGUCUAACAGCCAAUAGUUUUUUGGUUUUAGUGCCAAUAGGAUACAUCUGAUAUAUUUGAUGUAUUUUAAUCCAUUAUGGUAAUUAUUUCUGUCCUUGCCUUCUUUUUGAUAGUCAUUCUCUGCAACUUUUCUACUGUUUUCCUGAUCUGCCAUUUCUUACUUACAGGUACAAACGCUCUGUGUAGCCCUUAAUGACCGCUGGGCCCCCAGUUUCUAUCCUCAUCCCUCUUUCUCUCCCAUUUUGGCCUCUUUUAUUGGAUGAUUUGGUCUCUUCUUGGGUUUCCACUACUUAUAGGCCAGGAGCACUGAUCUUUGCUUCCAUCCAGAACUCUCCUUGGAGUCUACCAGAAUUCUCACUCAGAGGAGUACUUCAUACUCCACUUACCUUCCUUUGCCCUUCCCCAAACCUCCUCCUCUUGUGUUCCUGUUUCAGUGAAUUGACACCACUGGUCAUCCAUCCAUUGACUGAGGAACCCAAACCCCAAAUGCAGAUGUCCUCCCCCUUUCCCAUGUCAGCCUCAGAUCAGUCACCAAGCUGAGUUUGGUUAUUCCUUUGUUAACUCCUAAAGCAGUCCCUUUCUCUCCUUCCCUCCAGUUUUACUUGGGGCCCCUUUAUUCCAUGCUCAAGUUAUCCCAAAAGCUUACAGAUAAAGUCCUGUGUGAUCUGCUUCCUGCAGAGUCCCCCCAAUUUUACCUUUGCUGCAGGCCCUUGCCUAAAUUGGAACCUCAGUUAAACCAGACUACUUAUGGUUUGCACCCGGGGUGGAAAAGUGCUGCAAACCGGGUCUGAGACCUGGUCGGUCAAGGCAGUGGAUAGGUGGACAUCAAAGGAAGAGACUUAGAAAAUGAGUGGGACCAGUGGCUUCUCUUCGGAGAGAGAUGAAGUCUUGAAAGGAAGCAGUGUCCCUAGCAGGCUUGGUGGAUGAAGAAGAAAAAGAAAGCAGAAAGCUGAAGAUAACAGCCUCUCGGUAGCAAGUCAAAGAUUCAGAAGAAAAUGGACAACUUCCCCACCCCUAGUUCCUAGACAUUACUUAUUAAAGACACUUUACAACAUUAACCAGGUGGAAAAGAUUCUCUUGGACCAAGAAACAGAGAAAGCCAUUCGAUCAAUCCAUUUUACCUCUGCCCCCAAAGAGUUGCGUGUUAUUGCAAGCAUGUCAACAUAAAUAGAUCAAGGAAUUCACUGUGUAUACAAAUACAGGAAGUAAACAGAGUGAGAAUCAUAACUUUUCAAGCCAAGGAAAUACUCCAAAAUAAAGAGAACAGAAGAGAGUAAACCAUAACAACCCUCCAACAUCUCUAAAAUAAAUUUUGGAACAGUUGUGGAUAGGAAAGAUACCACAGUUCGGAAAAUUUAAAACUCAGAAUAAAAAUGAAAAAGCAACAGGAAUAUAUGAAGAGAGAAAUGACCAAGCUUGGGAAACAAUUUGAGUGAAAAAUUAAAAUCAUCAUAGAUAGGAAGACAAAAUCAAUAGAGAUGACUCCAAGUAUAGUAAAGCCUAUAGAGGUUGGGAAUGACAAAAGCUAAGAGAGCAAAAAAUACAGAGGAAGAGCUGAAAAGGUACAGAAUGAAAAUGAUAGGUAAAGAAGUAACAGGCAAAACUGGAGCUCCCAGAAGCUACCAAAAAAGAAGACAGUGGAAUUGGUUAAUAGUUAAAACUGCUCCAGGAGAGGGACGCCUGGGUGGCUCAGUCUGUUAAGUAUCUGCCUUUGGUUCAGGUUAUGAUCCCAGGGUCCUGAGUUCAAGUCCUGUAUCAGGCUUCCUGCUAGCCUGCUUCUUCCUCUGACAAAUAAAUAAGUACAAUCUUAAAACAAAAUAAAACAAAAAACCUGCCCCAGGAGAAAUUUCUGAAAAGGCACAAAGAAGACCUAAAUCUUUAUCUUGAAAGGGCCCCUUUGUUACAUAGAAAAAUUGACCCAGAAUGAUGAAUAUCCUAGCAAACUAUUAAAUUUUGAAGGUGAGGGGAAAAAACCCCUCUGGGCGCAAAGAGCUAAUUUCUUACAAAGGAAGGGUCAAAUUGGCAUCGGACUUCUCAAAAAGCAAGUAGCAAUGGAGCAACAUUUUCAAGAAAUAUAAAGAAAAACAAAGGAACUAAGAAUAAGUGUUUUGUAUCAAGCUAAACUGUCCUUUAAAUAUCAAGGAUAUGUAUAAGUUUUUUCUUAAGAUUAUUUAUUUAUUUAUUUGACAGAUCACAAGUAGGCAGAGAGGCAGGCAGAGAGGAGGAAGCAGGCUCCCUGCUGAGCAGAGAGGCCAAUGCAGGGCUCGAUCCAGGACCCUGAGAUCAUGACCUGAGCCGAAGGCAGAGGCCUUAACCCACUGAGCCACCCAGGCGCCCCGGUAUGUGUAAGUUUCAAUCAUGUGAGAGCUCAGGAAAAUACUGUACUCAUAACCCCUCAGGAUCUUACUUCAAGACAAGUUUCAACCAACUAGGAGAUGAUUGGGGAACUUCAGCAAAAGGACUGGUGGUAAGCAUUGAGUAUCUAGUUUCAGAUCUAAAACCAAAAUGAAAGAGGAGAUGGGGUGGUAGAAUAGUAUCAAAUGAUAUUCUUUGAAAAGGUAGACGUCACAGUGGAAUAAAUGAAAAAGAAGGGAGAGGAGGAGGACAGGACAAAGAGGUCUUUGUUGCAAAGGCAGUGUGUACAAGGCAAAGAGCAUCAUUUAAAGUUGACAAACCUAACAGUUGGGGUUUAAAUAAGCAAAAAGGAGACAAAAGGAGUAUGAAAGGGUACAAGAUAGUUACUAGAAUAAAGAUAGAGAUCUCCCUUACUGCUCAAAGAUACUAUAAUAAAAGCAAUAAAUCACAUAGUGAAGAAUAGCAUCAUACCCAGUAAAUACAAAAACAAGCAUAGAGUUAAAUUACUAAACUAAAAGGCUCAACUCAUCUAUUUAAAAAAAAAGUUCAAAAAUGAGCAAAGGGGAAAAAAAGGCAAACCAAGAAACAGACUGACUUUUUUUUUAGAGCAGGCUCCACACCAGCAUGGUGCCCAGUGCAGGGCUUGAACUGAUGACUCUGAGACCAAGACCUGAGCUGAGAUCAAAAGUCAAAAGCUUAACCGAAGACUGAGCCACCCAGGUGCCUCAAGAAACAGACUCUUUAACUACAGAGAACAAACCGGAGGUUAUCAGAGGGGAGGCAGGUAGGAGGAUGGGUGAAAAGAGGUGAUGGGGAGUAAGGAGUGCAGUUGUGAUGAGCCCAGGGUGAUGUAUGGAAGUGUUGAAUCACUAUAUUGUACACCUGAAACUAGUAUUAGUUCUGUAUAAGUUAACAUGUAUAUGUAUGUUACCUAACUGGAAUUUAAAUAAAAACUUUAAAAAGUUCA